Molecule: messenger RNA, 2393 nt
Organism: Pyricularia oryzae 70-15
Lineage: Eukaryota; Fungi; Ascomycota; Sordariomycetes; Magnaporthales; Pyriculariaceae
Product: histidyl-tRNA synthetase
Exons: 6
Coding region: 193-2040 (615 amino acids)
Biological process (GO): mitochondrial translation; histidyl-tRNA aminoacylation
Cellular component (GO): mitochondrion
Molecular function (GO): ATP binding; histidine-tRNA ligase activity
Source: RefSeq, a predicted model, not a curated record
GGGAGGAGGAGCUCAUGACUUUGAUAGAAAUUCUUGCAUCCAAUCAUCUUGAGCUUACUCGACCUAGCCUAGGCCGAUCGACCACCUUGGUACAAGUAAGGUACCCGGACCGACCUUGCUGCACCACAUCAGAUAACCCCCGAUACCAGUCCCGCAGUAGCCUUGCCCCUCCUUCGCCCACUGCUAGCCUUCAUGCAGCCUCCAGUUUGCGUCAGGGCAAGUAUUGUACGCGCCGUCACCACCAACAAAACAGCUUUUUCGAGAAACUGGAAUAAGAUUCGGCGCGUUCCUUCCAAGUUGCACGCAAUAACUGCGAACACCCAACAACAAUACUCGCUGGGAUUGCAAACUGCUACAUCCUCAUCCUCAGCUUCUGCUCUAUAUUCCACCACCAGCACCCCCCAGUCAGCCUUGCGUGAGGUUCCGGGCUCGUCACAGGCCACCGCAGUCAUGGGGAAGAAGGACGACAAGGCCGGGAAGGUGAGCUUCCAGCUCAAGACCCCCAAAGGCACCCGCGACUGGAGCAGGAAGGAUAUGAUCUUGAGGGAUCGUAUCUUCAAUGCCAUCACCGAGGUCUUCAAACGCCACGGCGGAACGAAUCUCGACACACCAGUCUUCGAGCUCAAGGAGAUCCUUAGCGGAAAAUAUGGAGAGGACAGCAAGUUGAUAUACGACCUGGCAGACCAGGGUGGCGAGCUCUGCUCGUUGCGAUAUGACUUGACAGUGCCGUUAGCACGCUACCUGGCAAUGAACACCGACAUAAAACAACUGAAGCGUUACCAGAUAGCAAAGGUCUAUCGCAGAGACCAGCCGGCCGUCGCCAAGGGAAGAAUGCGAGAGUUUUACCAGUGUGAUUUCGAUGUUGCUGGAAUAUACGACCCCAUGAUUCCAGAUGCCGAAAUUCUGCGCAUUAUUGUCGAAGUCUUUGAGGCACUAAACUUCGAGAAGUUUACCAUCAAGAUCAACCACCGGAAAGUUCUCGAUGGUCUCUUUGAGGUGUCUGGAGUGCUCUCCGACAAGAUUCGGUCGAUCAGCUCCGCCGUCGACAAAUUAGACAAGAUGCCCUGGGAGGAGGUCAAGAAGGAAAUGUUGGAAAAAGGCAUCUCAGCCCAGGUGGCCGACUCCAUCGGCGAAUAUGUUAAGCACAAAGGCGGCAAGGACAUUGUUGAUCUGCUCAAGGCCGAUGCCAAGUUGGAAAAAAACGAGAACGCCAAGGCUGGCAUUGAGGAUAUGAACCUGCUCUUCACAUACCUCGACGCCUUUGGUGUUACAGACAAGGUUUCAUUCGACUUGUCGUUGGCAAGAGGCCUGGACUACUACACCGGCGUUAUCUACGAGGUUGUGACUGAGGGUUCUGCUCCUGCAGUUGCCCCCAAGCCAUCUAACGGAGAAACCGAGGCUAAGGUGUCAGGAGAAGGCGCAGCGCAGCCUGGGACAGAAAAUGCCGCCGCGGCACCGGUUGACAACAAAAAGAAGGCUCCCAAGAAGAAGCAGUUGAGCGAAGACGAUGACCGCUCCGAUGACCCCACGGUCGGUGUGGGCAGCAUCGCUGCGGGUGGACGCUAUGAUAACCUCGUGGGCAUGUUUAGCGGCAAGGGUGACAAAGGCCAGAUUCCAUGUGUCGGCAUCUCGUUUGGUGUGGAUCGCAUCUUCAGUAUCAUGAGUGCCAAGCAGGCACGAGAGCAGGCGACAGUGCGUCAGAAUGAGGUUGAUGUUUAUGUCAUGGCGUUUGGCGGCGGCAAGGACUUCACGGGCCUGUUGCCAGAACGCAUUGCAGUAGCGAGGCAACUCUGGGAUGCUGGUAUCAAGGCUGAGUUCUCGGCAAAGGUGAAGCCCAAGUUGCAGCAGCAGUUCAAGGUUGCGGAGGAUGGAGGCGUGCCACUGGCUGUCAUUCUUGGAGAAGACGAGCUGAAGGCCGGCAAAGUCAAGCUGAAGAUUCUCGGUUUGCCCAAGGAUCACCCUGAUAAGGAGGGUCACCUUGUGUCUAGGGAUGAGCUCGCAGCCGAAAUCAAAAAGGUGCUGUCGGCGGGUACACCAUAGACAAUGUACGCGGCAGCAAAUCAAGAAGAAAAAACAAGUAAUAAAUAGACCAGGUCUUCCACAAUGUCAGGUUCGACAUGGCAAUAUGGGAAUCCGUUGCAUCAUCCUUUGCUACAACAGCCGGAUAGCUCUGGUCUGAAACAUGUUAGAUGUACCGAGUUGCCCGGUGUGUGCUACUUCACGCGUUGACCUUGGUGAGACGGCAUGCCUAUUUGUAUGGCAACUCAACUUCAAAUAUAAGAUAUAUACUAUUAGCACUACCAAAAGGCGCGGGCUGCACAUGUACAGUAAACGGGUAUGCUGUGCCAUGUAUUAGCGUCAUUAAAUAGCUAUCAUUAUUAUUUGCGAAGGGC